CUGUAAAUGAUAAAAAAAAAAUGUCAGCUGGGUGAAAGCAGUUGAAGUGUCAGAUAAACUUACACUUGUGGAGUUCACUCAUCGAUUCAAUCUGUGCCCCUUUGGUUCGCUCUGCCCUCCAUUCAGGCUGUGUAGUCGAACACGGUUUCUGUUGACGUGGUAACGGCGCUGUUAUCAGUGUGUUUGGAAAUAUCCGGAUAUCGAUGAGUAAAAGUGAAUAAAACUGAACAUUUCAAAGCGAGCAGCCAUGCUGGACUUUGCCAUCUUUGCUGUAACGUUUGUCAUCAUUCUGGUCGGCGCUGUUCUCUAUCUGUACCCGUCAUCCAGGAGGGCCUCUGGCAUCCCAGGUCUCAACCCCACUGAUGAAAAGGAUGGAAACCUGCAGGACAUCGUGAACAGAGGCAGCCUGCAUGAGUUCCUGGUCAGUCUGCAUCAGGAGUUUGGUUCUGUGGCGUCGUUCUGGUUCGGCGGUCGGCCGGUGGUCAGUCUGGGCGCCGUGAAGCAGCUUCAGCAGCACAUCAACCCAAACCACAGCACGGACUCCUUUGAGACGAUGCUGAAGUCGUUGCUCGGCUACCAGUCGGGGACGGGCGUUUCCGGGGAGACGGUGAUCAGGAAGAAGCUCUACGAGACGGCCAUCACCAACACGCUGCAGAACAACUUCCCUCUGGUGCUGAAGCUGGUGGAGGAGCUGGUGGGGAAGUGGAGGUCUUACCCGGAGGCCCAGCACACCCCGCUGUGUGCCCACCUGCUGGGCCUCGCCAUGAAGACCGUCACCCAGCUGGCUCUGGGGGAACGCUUCAGAGACGACGCUCAGGUGAUUUCGUUCCGCAAGAACCACGACGCGAUCUGGUCAGAAAUCGGUAAAGGCUACCUGGACGGCUCGCUGGAGAAGAGCUCCAGCAGGAAAGGACAUUAUGAGAAAGCUCUGUCAGAGAUGGAGUCUGUGCUGCUGUCGGUGGCGAAGGAGAGGAAGUCUCAGAGGAAGCAGUCGGUGUUUAUGGACGCUUUGCUUCAGUCCAGCCUCACAGAUCGACAGAUCAUGGAGGACUGCAUGGUUUUCACUUUGGCUGGAUGUGUCAUCACUGCCAACUUGUGUAUCUGGGCUCUUCACUUCUUGUCCACCUCAGAGGAAGUCCAGGACAAGCUGUACCAGGAGCUGCAGGACGUUCUGGGUUCAGAUCCAGUUUCCCUGGACAAGAUUCCUCAGCUCAGAUACUGCCAACAGGUCCUGAACGAGACGGUGAGAACGGCCAAACUGACCCCCGUCGCCGCUCGGCUUCAGGAAGUGGAGGGCAAAGUCGAUCAGCACGUCAUCCCCAAAGAGACUUUGGUCAUCUACGCUUUGGGAGUUGUUCUGCAAGAUGCUGACACCUGGGACGUCCCGUACAGGUUUGAUCCAGAUCGAUUUGAGGAGGAAUCAGCCAGGAAGAGCUUCUGUCUGCUCGGUUUCUCUGGGAAUCAGACGUGUCCAGAGCUCAGGUUCGCCUACACCGUCACUACAGUCCUGCUCAGCUCGGUGGUUCGGCAGCUGAAGCUUCACCGGCUGAAGGGGCAAACGGCGGAGGUCCGGUCUGAGCUGGUUUCUACGCCUAAAGACGAAACCUGGAUCACCGUCAGCAGAAGAAGCAGCAGCUAGUCUCUAAAACGGAAACAUCUUCACGGAGAUGAUUACCAGCAGAGUAUUAAAAAUCUCAGAAAUACAUCAUUUCUCCGCCAACAUAAUGGUAGUUUGGAAUUAAGCUCUUAAUUUUUAUCAUUUUAACGACAGUCAGUUAUUUUUGCACCACCGUCGUCUUUCUGGUGCUUUUUACUGCUCAGUAUUCGGAGGCCUUAAGCACAUUUUUAAAUGUUCACAGUUCAAGUUUGCAUUUUUUGAAAGUCUCUCGUGUGUUCAGGAGGGAAACUCGACGCUCUAAAGUUUCUGUGAUGUCGAGAAAAUCAACUUGUGCCAGCUAAAGUUUACCAUAAUUUCCAGAAUAACUGCCUUUAACCAGAGUGUAGACAUGUUUGUCUAACGAAAUGAGCCACGCUGUUCUAAGACGUUUCACUUCAUCCUUUAUAUUAAAGAUGUAUGAAGA
Acanthochromis polyacanthus (spiny chromis) is the source of this 2081-nucleotide messenger RNA. It is a transcript of the gene cyp20a1, whose product is annotated as cytochrome P450 20A1. The transcript is spliced from 13 exons. The record is from RefSeq and is a predicted model, not a curated record. Gene Ontology annotation, cellular component: membrane. Gene Ontology annotation, molecular function: monooxygenase activity; iron ion binding; oxidoreductase activity, acting on paired donors, with incorporation or reduction of molecular oxygen. Lineage: Eukaryota; Metazoa; Chordata; Actinopteri; Pomacentridae. Bases 248 to 1639 code for a protein of 463 amino acids.